CCUGAGCUAAGACAGGCCUCUCAACAAGAUCUUGUCAACUCAAAAAUCAUAUUCAUUUUUUGUUGCUGUUGAGAAGCUAAUUGUCAUUUUACAUUUUUUGUUUUAUUUAAAAGGAAACCAGUGGGUUGAAAAUGAGACUAAAUAUCGCUAUCUUCUUUGGGGCUAUCUUCGGUGCUUUGGGAGUUUUACUGUUUUUGGUGGCUUUUGGAUCAGAUUAUUGGCUUCUUGCGACUGAAGUAGGGAAGUGUUCAGGUGAACAGAAUCUAGAGAAUGUUACUUUCCACCAUGAAGGAUUCUUUUGGAGGUGUUGGUUUAAUGGGAUUUUGGAAGAGAAUGACUCCAACAUCUGGAAGUUCUGGUACACCAAUCAGCCACCAUCCAAGAACUGCACACAUGCUUACCUGUCCCCAUACCCCUUCAUGAGAGGCGAGCCUAACUCCACUUCCUAUGACUCUGCAGUUAGUAAGUACCCCAUCCUUCAAGUGCCUCUGAAAGGGACUUAUCUUUCUUCAGGAUGCCUGCUGCAAAAUUUCUGUGGACAAUUAAAAAUAAUUUGACACCUGUAAUUCCAAUAUUUUAUCAGAUAUUA
This is a messenger RNA of Castor canadensis (American beaver), 589 nucleotides long. RefSeq names its product transmembrane protein 182 (gene Tmem182). NCBI's taxonomy places the organism in Eukaryota, Metazoa, Chordata, Mammalia, Rodentia, Castoridae. The record is from RefSeq and is a predicted model, not a curated record. Gene Ontology annotation, cellular component: membrane.